Molecule: messenger RNA, 828 nt
Organism: Prunus armeniaca (apricot)
Lineage: Eukaryota; Viridiplantae; Streptophyta; Magnoliopsida; Rosales; Rosaceae
Source: the annotation of a GenBank genome assembly
AUGGCUACCACCACCACCAACGCUCUCGGUGCCUCAAGUUCAGGUACUGCAAAUGAAAAGGAUGCUUUACCAAUCGAGUCUACCAAUGGAGCUGCUCCCCUUCCAAGCUUAGAGACUAAACCUGAACAGACUGAUGUAAAAUCUCGGGUAGAUGCCAUGUGGGAGCAAAUGAAUAAAGGAGUAUCUAAUAAGAAAUUCAAGGAUUUAUUAAAGAAGUCUUCAACUGUGAAUAAAAAUCCAAAGAAGGCAUCUGAUAACUGGAAGGCAUAUCUGGGCCUGGCACCAAAGAAGGCAGAGUCACCAAAAGAAAAUGCACCACAGAAGGGAUCAAAUGUCACGCAGAACAGCUCUAAUGAUGAUGUCGUGCAGGACAGCUCUAGUGACAAGGCCAGGAGGCUUGCUGCUGCUGCUCUUGUAGAAGUUAAGGAUGCUGCAGCUGCAGCAUCAGGCAGAGGGAAAGUUGAGAUCACAGAGGUUCGGGAUUUUGCCGGUCAAGAAAUUGAAUAUAAGAAGCUUGUUGAUGCUGAUUCAAAGGAAGCAUCUGAAAAGGCAAAAGCUCCAGCAGCUUCAGCUGUGGAUGCAGUGCUCGAACAGAUUAAGAAGAAACAAAAGCUCAGUGUGCUUGACAAAACAAAAAAGGACUGGGGGGAGUUUAAGGAGGAAAAAGGGUUGGAUGAGGAGUUGGAUGCUUACAAGAAGAGUUCAAACCAAUAUUUAGAUAAGGUAAACUUCUUGCAGAGAGCAGAUUUCCGGGAGUUCGAACGGGAGAGGGAUGCACGGCUAGCCUUGCAGUCCAAAAGGAGGCCAGAUAUGCGGGAGGAUCCAUAA